This is a messenger RNA of Nicrophorus vespilloides, 814 nucleotides long. Its product is annotated as protein YIPF6. NCBI's taxonomy places the organism in Eukaryota, Metazoa, Arthropoda, Insecta, Coleoptera, Silphidae. Gene Ontology annotation, biological process: endoplasmic reticulum to Golgi vesicle-mediated transport. The record is from RefSeq and is a predicted model, not a curated record. Bases 80 to 742 code for a protein of 220 amino acids. The transcript has 7 exons. Gene Ontology annotation, cellular component: membrane; trans-Golgi network.
AGCUGUUAACCAAUAUUGACAACUGAUCAACAGAAUUGGACACAUCUUCAAAUUUGCUUAGAAAUAUAUUAACAUUGCUAUGAACGAAGCACGAUUAGAGAUGAUGGAUGAUAGCAGUAGUUAUGUUGAGGGUGAAAUGACUGUACCUUCAAGUAAAACCAGUCACUUAGGAAAACCAGAAUUCAACACAUUGGAUGAACCUAUUAAGGAAACAAUUAUGCGAGAUGUGAAAGCUGUUGGAAUUAAAUUUGCUUAUGUUUUGUUUCCCAAGGAGAAAAAAACAUUAUUGAAAGAAUGGGAUUUGUGGGGACCUCUUGUUUUAUGCACCUUCAUGGCAAUGAUGCUACAAGAUUCUUCUGAUACAGUUAAUGAAAAUGAUGGAGGUCCACAGUUUGCUGAAGUGUUUGUAAUUGUGUGGAUUGGUUCCAUGAUUGUUACUUUAAAUUCUAAGUUACUGGGUGGCAACAUAUCAUUUUUCCAAAGCGUAUGUGCCCUUGGAUAUUGUCUGCUACCCACAACUAUAUCAUUGAUUAUUUGCAGAAUAAUCCUUCUUGCUACACAGACAUAUUUCUUAUUUUUUCUCAGAUUGUUUGUGUCAAUGGCUGGAUUUGUCUGGGCCACAUAUGCAUCUACAAUUUUUUUGGGAGACAGUCAGAAGGAAGGUAGAAAAGUAUUAGCAGUUUAUCCAAUUGGUUUAUUUUAUUUCAUUAUAUCUUGGCUUGUAAUUUCCCACACGAAUUAAGAUGAUUAUUGUUUUAUACUUGUAUAGAUUUUUCUAUUUUUAAUUUGUAUAUAUUUAUGUGUCCAGUAUGAA